Molecule: messenger RNA, 390 nt
Organism: Trichophyton benhamiae CBS 112371
Lineage: Eukaryota; Fungi; Ascomycota; Eurotiomycetes; Onygenales; Arthrodermataceae
Exons: 2
Coding region: 1-390 (129 amino acids)
Biological process (GO): nucleoside triphosphate catabolic process
Cellular component (GO): cytoplasm
Molecular function (GO): nucleoside triphosphate diphosphatase activity
Source: RefSeq, a predicted model, not a curated record
AUGCCCAAGAUAAAUGCGAAAUUAUUCUCUACCGUCGACAAAAAACUGGUUAUAUUCUUCAACCACGACCCAGUACGGCCUUCUGCCAACUUUCACUAUCAUAUAUAUAUAUCUCUGUUCAUUCUACGUAUAUCCAGACUCAAAGCAGGAAAAGCCGAGAUGAAAAGCAUCAACUUUGUCACAGGAAAUAAAAACAAGCUCGCCGAAGUGCAGGCAAUACUUCAAGGUACCAUCGAGGUCGAGAGUGUAUCCGUCGAUGUCCCUGAGCUGCAAGGAACGAUAGAAGAUAUCGCUAGAGAGAAAUGUCGUAAAGCCGCUGAAGCAGUGAGUAACCCUGCAUUUCAUGUGUUAUCAUUCUCAAUAAGCCCUCGAUUCCUUGAUGAUUACUGA